This is a messenger RNA of Schistocerca gregaria, 1019 nucleotides long. Its product is annotated as kanadaptin-like. NCBI's taxonomy places the organism in Eukaryota, Metazoa, Arthropoda, Insecta, Orthoptera, Acrididae. The transcript is spliced from 3 exons. Bases 173 to 583 code for a protein of 136 amino acids. The record is from RefSeq and is a predicted model, not a curated record.
GAUUCAAUUACAGUCACUCAGGAGUGAGGGUGAUCACUUGCGGAAAUUGGUGAAUAUUGCAAAGCCGGCCAGCUUGCCCGAACUUGUCCCUAGUGAAGAGCUAUCAAAACUGCAGACUAGCAACAGAGUUGCAUUAGUUGCCGCAGUCAAAAGAAAAGUAAAGGACGUACAGAUGAGCAAGAUGUCCCAUAAAAUAAUACCAGAUGUUGAUUCAAAGUUGGAAGGUGUAGAAGAACAGGAAGAGGAAGAGGAUGAAGAGGAAGAGCAAGAGCAGAAAGAAGCAGACAAAGAAGAACAAAAUAAUCGAAAGAGAAAUCAAGAUACAGGUGGAAAUCGUGGCCAAAGAACAGUAAAACAAUCUGAACAGGAAGCUGUGUCAUUAAAUAGUCGUGGGGAGAAAAGAGAACAGCUUCACACAGAAAAGAAACCAUGUACUCUAGAUGACAGCAGUGUUAUUGGGAAAAUGGCACAGAAAAUGGACUAUGAUUACGAUGAAUCCAACCCAGAUUAUUCAGUUUGGGUUCCCCCAGAAGGCCAGACAGGUGAUGGUCGUACAAAGCUCAAUGAAAAGUAUGGGUACUAGAUUGAUUCCUGCCAUGAGUGAAAAGUUAUCAAAACGUGCACAGUUUUCCUCCCAAUGUAUAUGCACUUCAAAGUACGCUGUGAUAGUGCAUGUGUUACCUGUUGACAUACCUUGUUUGUGAUUCUGGAGCAGUUAUUUUCCCUUUCACAGAUAGAUAAUAAUUUGACAGUCUUCCUUUACUUGUAAUGAAGAAAUAAAUAAAGCAAGGGAAAGGUAAACAGCACUUCUGAGUGAGAUGAAUUUAUUAUUUGUAACUACAGUGAUGCUAAAUUGGUACCGACAUUUAUGAAAUGACAGACUUCACAUUGACUUUGUUUCAUUGGAAUUAUAAACAUUGGGGUAAUUAUCAUGCAUGAAAAUUUUUGUUGCUUUUCUUUAUUUGUAAGAGUAUGCAUAACUGAGAUUAAUAAACAGAUAAGUGGUUAAAGAGGAUAAA